Rhineura floridana is the source of this 876-nucleotide messenger RNA. RefSeq names its product chymotrypsin like elastase 1 (gene CELA1). Gene Ontology annotation, molecular function: serine-type endopeptidase activity. NCBI's taxonomy places the organism in Eukaryota, Metazoa, Chordata, Lepidosauria, Squamata, Rhineuridae. The record is from RefSeq and is a predicted model, not a curated record. The transcript is spliced from 8 exons. Gene Ontology annotation, biological process: proteolysis.
AUGCAAUUCCUAAGGUAUAAAAGGAGCUCUGACCAAGACCAAAGAUCCACACACUCAUUCACCGUGCUGAGGCUUUUCAUUGUGGCCGCCAUUAUCCUCUGUGGGUGUGCCUCAGAGGACUCACAGGAGGAACACAGGCGUGUCGUUGGAGGCUAUGAGGCCAGGAGGAAUGCGUGGCCGUCACAGUUAGAUGCAACAAUUUCCCUCCAGUACUAUUCAAAUGGCGGCUGGCAUCACAUAUUCGGCGGGACGUUGGUUAAACAAAACUGGGUACUGACAGCAGCUCACUGUGUGGACAGAAACAUGAAUUUUCGUGUGGUUGUUGGUGACCACAACGUUUAUCAGCAGCAAGGCACAGAACAAUAUAUAAGUGUGGGGCAUAUCUUUGUGCAUCCAUAUUGGAACAGCAACAAUGUUGCAGCAGGGUAUGACAUUGCAUAGCUUCGUCUCUCUCAAAGUGCAAGUCUGAACAGUUAUGUGCAGCUCGGUGCUCUACCUCCAGCUGGUCAGAUCCUGCCCAACAAUAAUCCCUGUUACAUCACUGGCUGGGGCAGGACCAAGACUAAUGGGCAGCUAGCAACAGUUCUGCAGGAAGCCUAUCUCCCUGUUGUGGAUUAUGCAACCUGUUCUCGUUCAAACUAUUGGGGCUCCACAGUGAAGACUACCAUGGUGUGUGCUGGAGGUGAUGGGACACGCUCUGGAUGCCAGGGUGAUUCUGGAGGGCCAUUGCACUGCCUGGUGAAUGGGAGAUAUUAUGUCCAUGGAGUCACUAGCUUUGUUUCCAGUUCUGGCUGCAAUGUCUACCAGAAACCCACGGUGUUUACUCGGGUCUCUGCCUAUAUUUCCUGGAUUUAUACCGUAAUUUCCUCAAACUGA